This is a messenger RNA of Camellia sinensis, 693 nucleotides long. The record is from RefSeq and is a predicted model, not a curated record. Lineage: Eukaryota; Viridiplantae; Streptophyta; Magnoliopsida; Ericales; Theaceae.
AUGCAAGCCUUCAACAUCAAGAAGGAGUUGGCCAACAAGACCAAGGAGGCUGUUGGCUUGCAGAAGGCCAUUAACAGGGCUGAGGCCAAAAUGAAGACUCUAAUGAAGCAGGCCGAGGAGAAAGCAGGGGCUGCCGAGGCCAUUGCCAAGGUCCUCGAGGCCGAAAAGAAAGAGGCUGAGGAAAAGACCGCUGACGCCCAGGCCGAACUCAUUGCUGCCCUAGCCACCAAAGAUGCCGAGAUCAAGGCCGCAGACGAGAAGGCGUACGCCGAGGAGGCAGCCGACGUCAAAGAAGACUACAAGAGACAAGUCAGGCAGUUGGAUGUCCCUGAGGACUCUCCCCUCAAAGAUGCAGGCAACCUCAUCCUGUUAUUCCCUCCUACUCCAAGCCAAUCUGAGGACGAGGCUGAGUCCGAGGAGGAAGCUGAGGCCGAGAAGAAGAAAAAAGAAGCUGUUGGGGUUAAGUCCCUUACUGUGAAUAAGCAAGUCGUAGACUUGUCUCAGGAUGAGGAGGACGAGGUCUCAAAGGGUGCCUCUGCCGAGAAGACAUCAUUUGAGGUGCCUAUCGCCGAGAAGAGCCUCAACAAGACUCUUAAAGAGAUCGACGCUGAGCUCGCAGCUGAUAAGGCCGCUGAGAAGAGUUCACAGAUGUCCUUCGAGCCCCAGACCCAACCAGCCAAUGACGCUGAAUAG